UUCCUUCCAUCUAUUAUAUAAUCAUUGAUAUUCUCAGGAAAGUUUAUUCAAUUCGAUGCGUUUAUUUUUCCAAGUAGUAAUGGUUAUUAAACUGUAAUCUGUUGCUUCCCUUGUUUGCUUGCUGUUUUUGCAGUAAAUCAGAGGAUGUUAAUGUGGUUAUAUGGUAAUAUGGAAAUAGAGUUCAGUCGAUUCUCUCCAUUAUUUCAGCGUAGAUACAUACACACAUGUAUAUAUACAUGCAACCACAUAUAUAGGGAACGUACAAUUUCUUCCGAAGACUGAAGAAGAUCGGCAGAAAAUGUAUCAGGAGGCAAUUAGAAGAGCUGCACUUACAUUAUUCUCGCUGCUGCUGACAUCCGCCGCACCGCAGCCGGAGCAGCGCCUGGUGAAAAUUACUUUCGUUGAAAACGCUUCUUCAAUCGGCGCAUAUUGCUUAGAUGGAAGUCCGCCGGCCUAUCAUUUGGAUAGAGGAUCCGGAGAGGGAGCGCAAAAUUGGCUGCUACAGUUUGAGGGCGGCGGGUGGUGCGAGAGUCUCAAAGCUUGCUUGGAAAGAGCUCCGACUCGCCGUGGAUCGACUAAAUACAUGAACAAGGAAGCAGUCUUCUCAGGAAUUUUAAGCAAUCAUGCUCCGUUAAAUCCUGAUUUUUAUAACUGGAACCGUGUAAAGCUAAGAUACUGCGAUGGUGCAUCGUUUGCUGGUGAUGCAAUUUAUCAAAAUGGAACAUCAAAGCUUUAUUUUAGAGGGCAAAAGAUUUGGAAAGCCAUUGUUGAAGACCUUCUCCCAAAAGGCUUGGCCCAAGCAAAGAAGGCUUUACUUUCUGGCUGCUCGGCAGGGGGUUUGUCUGCCAUUCUUCAUUGCGACAGUUUUGCCAGUUAUUUGCCAAGAAAUGCCACUGUAAAAUGCUUGAGCGAUGCUGGAUUCUUUCUGGAUGCAGUUGAUACAAGUCAGAAGCACACUGCAAGAUCUUUCUUCAAUGGUGUAGCUUCUCUCCAGGGUGCAGAAAAGAACCUGAAUAAAGAUUGCACGAGUAAAUAUCAUGAACAAUGCUUCAUGCCGCAGUAUACAUUACCGUACAUAAAAACACCUCUUUUUGUCUUGAACACAGCAUAUGAUGUGUACCAAAUUCGUCACAUAUUAGUACCUCCUUCUGCUGAUCCUGAAGGGGCUUGGACUCGCUGUAAACAAAAUCUUGCAGAUUGUACGGCUGACCAAAUAUCAGCCCUGCAAGGAUUCAGGAAGUAUAUGCUCGAAACUCUGCGGCCAUUGUUAAGUAACUCUACUGGAGGAGGGGCGUUCAUAAAUUCUUGCUUUGCUCAUUGCCAAAGUGAGUCACAAGAUACUUGGCUUGCACCUGACUCUCCUAGAGUGAACAACAAGACCAUUCCGCAAACAGUUGGCAAUUGGUACUUUGGGAGACAAGUAAGCAAGGAGAUUGACUGUGCAUAUCCUUGCGACAAAACUUGCCAUAACCUGAUAAAGAAUGGUUCAAAUCAGUUGCAGGUCACAAUAAGUUAGCAGCUACACAGAAGAGCAUUCAUUUAUUUAAACAGAGGAUUUCAUUUGUUAAGGAGGGGAAGCAGCUGUAAAACAAAUAAAAAUAAUUGAGAAAUUUUACAUGGCCCGACAGAAUAAAUUUAAUUUUAUAUUCUCUUUAUUUGCAGCAACUUAGGCCGCACAACAUGGCACAGAGAGAUCAAAUAACUUCGUUCUAUGGUACGUGUGACCAAACCCUAAUUAUUAUAUAUGAGAUCAAAUCUUUGAAUUCCAUACGGUUAGGACAAAUUAGUCGGACAAAAAAGAACAGUUUGUUACCAUGAUUUCCAUAGCCAGACCAGUGAUUGAUACGUCCAAUCUUUGAUUUUUCACUAGUAAAGAUUAGACACAUAGGCCCCAUGUGUAGGGUGUUAGGGAGACCUAUCAAUUUGAGUGGACUUACCAGCUAAUGAAAUUCUGUUCGAGUGGGACAUCAAUUAAUUAGUAAUGGUCCGAUGGUAUGUGUGUGUAUAUAUAGUUGCAGCCGUGCACGCAUCUGAUGGUAUAGUUUAUAGUACAUAGUUACUGUUAGUUAUUUACAUAUGUAUAUAUAUAUAUGUGUGUGUAUUGUAUUGUGACAAUAGUGUGUAGAAUGGACAACAGAGCACGUAAUGACCAUAAAAGGGAAGUAAGAAAGUCGAUGGAGUCAAUUGUGUCGCCCACAUAAUUUAAAGAACACUGGACCAUAUCAUAUGUAUUUGUGUAUAUAAAGUAUGCUCUGCUAUCUGACUUUCUUCACAGAAAUAAAUUAAAAAGAAUGGGAGAGAAAGGUGGUUGGUGUGAGUGAAAUUGGAGGGCUCCAAAGGGAUCGCAUUGAUCAGGUUUCUGCUAGGAAGGAAUUCCAUUAAUUUGUUUUCAUCAGAUCAGAUCAAUGCGAUCCCUUGGGAAUUCUCCAUCAUACACACCAGGAUUGAUUGAUUCUUGAUUUGAGAGUGAAUUUGAAAACAUCAGCUUCAACUCGCCUUCUAUUUUAGCUAUCUCAUGUGAGAAGGUGUAUUUUUAUUUUUUAUUUUUUACUUUUAAUUAUAAUCUUUUAUUUUUUAUAAAUGAAAUUGGCAUGGCCAUUGGAAGUUGGAACAUUCCAUUUUGAUUCAUCAUUAAUUUUGAGUGUUGUACUUAAAUCUAUUAUUAUCCAUCUUCUUAUUAAAAAAUUAUAGUGUAUAAUUAGAUGUGAGACAAACAUCUAAUUUUGAAAUUAAUUUAUCUGUAAAGAAUUAUUUCAUGGCUUAAUGGUAUGAGAUGGACUUACCACGACCACAGACAUCUCCAGUCACCUGUCAUACAAGUGUCUAAGACAUUGCAUAUCAAAUUUCAACACAUGCAUCAAUAGCAAUAUUCAUGUUUACUCGCUUAAAUGAAGUCAUAUUAUCACAGCUAAUUUUGAUACCGCCGUAGAUGAGGAAUCUAGCUACUUUUGCCACUGAACUAAAUGAUUCACCAUCAUGAGAGACACAAGUUAUAAAAGCAUUUGUAAGUUCCUUCAACAGUGUUCGGUUGAAUUCCAAUUUCCAAGGGAUGUCGAGGCUUGAGUUCUCGUAUACUUUGGUUUGUGGUUACCAUAGCCCAACCCUGAGGAAGAAGAAGAAGAUUGCAGAAGGUGCUUUUCUGGAGGAGACUGUCGCCGGAAUGUGCUGCUGCCCAAUGCCUGCCGGAAAAAUUUGCUGCCAUUGCUGCCUCCCUUUCAUCAUCGGCCUGUUCCAUGAAUCACAAAAUCAAUUUGGAAAAUCCUUGCCUGCGUUAUUCAGGUUCAAGUUUUUAGUAUUAAAAAAUCCAAAAACCUAAAUAUAAAUAAAACAAAGAGAGAUUAGAAUUGGUUGUGGUCCCGGCGAUAUUCAUAUUCCCUUUCCCAACUCUUCAUUCCUUCCAUUCCCUCCUCCUUCCUUCUCCAAACCGCUCCAAACGACGCCGCAUCGAAAGGCGGCGGCAUAACGCACGGCGCCGCCACCGCAGGGCGCUCCACCAGCGACUCAUCCAUGAACCUCUUCGCCCGCCCUUCCGCCGCGCACGCCAUCGUCUCGGAGCAGAUCUCCACCGCCUUCUCCGGCACGCUCGGCCUGUACCUCAACAGCUUCGCGUACUCCUUCAGCAAUUGGAGCAUGUAGUCGUACACGUACUCCAUUUUCACCUGCUCCGCCACGAAUCGGCUGCCUUCCUCGCCGAUCGCCUGCGCCGCCGCCGGAUUUGCGUUUCCCCAGUCGACGGCGCGGCGGAUCGAGGCGCAGAUCUCGGCGGCGUCGUCGGUGAUCGGCCAAUAGUGCUUGAGCGGGAGCAAACUCCUGGAGAAGAAGUCGUGGAAGCUUGGGCGAACGAGGAGCGUGGUGGAAUCGCAGGCGAGGAUGUACUUAUGGCUGACGGACCAGGAUCGGCCUUCGACGUAGAUUUUGUAGCGAUGGAUGCACUGGUCGGCCAGAUUCGAGCUUUGUAAUCGAAAUUGGGCGCCGAGGUGAUAUUACAGUCGAGCAAAUCGAGCCUGGUUUGGGAAACUUGGGGAUUGCCUUUCCAGUAUGCAUAGGGCUGCCGCUCUUCCCAUUUCAUUCGCCUGUUCCCUUCUUUCAGCUCCCCUGCCAAUGAACCCCACGGCUUUAUGUUGAUCUCCGCCCUGCAGAACGACCAGUCGGGGAACACGAUAUCGAACGCCUCCUCGUGCCCGCAGUAUCUGAACACCGGCGGUGGCUGCCGCCGCGCACCCGGCCGGAAGUUCUCCCUCAGCACCACCGGCAUGUCGCCGCAGUGGAACAUCAGGUCCAGAUCCGGAACCCGACCCGGAUACCGCCGGAGCAGCUGUAAGAUCCCCCAUAAUGUGAAGCCUUUCUGGGAGCCAUCACCAUUUCUUUGGUGAUCCCCGAUUUCAUCCACGGCCGUAGAUCUUCGUGGAUCCAACGGAAGUAAUCGGGACACGUCGGCGGCUGCGGGCCCUGGAUUUUAAGCGCCUGUCGUGACGGGAGGUCGUUGGCUGGACAGGUUUUUGACAGGUUCCCCCUGGAACAGUUUAAUGGGAAUGUUUUGGCCCUGGAGAGGUUUUCUGAGGCCUGGAAGGAAUUCAUUUCGACAAUCUGCAGAGGUUAAUAGUGUGAAAAGUCAGGAACGGGAAGAGCAGAUUGGAUUAUUCCAGGGCAGCUCCCAGGACCCCAACGCCAGAAGAGUCGGCUGUUGGGUUGCUCUUUCUCCGGUGCGGAGGUCCGGGAUCUCCCAAAAUUACACUGCCUAAGCUGAGAAAUGAAGAUGGUGUAUAUUUAUUUUUAAAAAGCUUAUUAUGUUCAAAAUACCUAUGGUGAGUACAAGUCAUAAAAAAAAUAUAUAUAUUUCAAUUUAUAUUAUAAAAA
This is a messenger RNA of Andrographis paniculata, 4857 nucleotides long. Its product is annotated as pectin acetylesterase 9-like. NCBI's taxonomy places the organism in Eukaryota, Viridiplantae, Streptophyta, Magnoliopsida, Lamiales, Acanthaceae. The coding region runs from base 299 to 1516 and encodes 405 amino acids. Gene Ontology annotation, molecular function: hydrolase activity. The transcript is spliced from 18 exons. The record is from RefSeq and is a predicted model, not a curated record.